Messenger RNA from Candida albicans SC5314, 747 nucleotides. RefSeq lists its product as uncharacterized. NCBI's taxonomy places the organism in Eukaryota, Fungi, Ascomycota, Pichiomycetes, Serinales, Debaryomycetaceae. The record is from RefSeq and is a predicted model, not a curated record. The transcript has a single exon. The coding region runs from base 1 to 747 and encodes 248 amino acids.
AUGGCCAGACCAACGAUAUUUCCACUCAAAAAGGAUAAUAAUGGUGCUCAAUUGAUCAGUCGGUUGAACCAAUUGAUAUCAAUUACUGAAUCAUUAACCACACUCACUUCGGUACAGCGACAAGAAUUAGUCAAAUUGUUUCGUAUGACAAUUGAUAUGAUUAUUCUUCGAACCAAUCAGCUAUCUACUGAAUUCAUAAACAAAUGCACUCGUUUGGUGAAUAGCUACCAAAACUUAAUCAUGGCAGUUACAUCAAAUGAACAACAACUGUCACAAGCUUUGCAUCCAUUCCCAUUCCCGCGGCCACUGCAGCCACCGCAACUGCAUCCACAACCUCUGUUAUCAUUACCAGCUUUAUCAAACUUGCGUACUCCAGGAAGAUCUAACAUCAGUACGCCAAAUCUUCAAAUCAGAAAGUAUGGAAUUUUUCACGAUAGGGUUUCGAAUUUAUCUCCAUCAAUUUCUACUCAAUCAAUGUUUGAAGUUGCUCCUAAUCGAAAAUCAAAAGAUAUCAGUAGAAUGCUUCUACCCGACCAAGAACAAAAGAGUUCCGAUGAAAGCGAAUUUGAGGAAGAUGAAUCACAAGAUUUAAUCUACAAUAGCUCAUCACACUCGUUGUCUCCUGGAAGACCAAGACUACCGUCAAUGUUUUUAAGCAAUAGGUUGAGCACUCCUAAUUUACAAGUUCAUUUGAAUUUGAGUCAAAAAAAUAGUAGACUGCACUUGAGAAAUAAUUCGUUUAACUAA